CUACACUCAAAGACAAGGGACAGAUCACUCUGUCAGCGAAUGUUGAGAGCCAAUAAAGAAAAGAUAAGCCGAGUGAGUAUUGACCAGGAACCGCGCAGACGACGCGACUCCCCCUAAAACAUCAUCCACUCACCCCCCCUCUCGUGCCUCCAUGGUUAUCUAAUGGGAGUAAUAUAUACACUGGUAUCAACACCUGGGGUUCAAUCAUGUUUCUUUAUUAAAGAAGACCAAACUGUUGAUCUUUAAGAUUUCUUUGUAUCAAUCAAUCAAAUAGUAGCUCUACUAAAGAUGUUCACACGAUGAAGUUUAAAAAGAUCAUGCGAUAUUAACGUGACUUUCACCCAGAUGAUAACGUAAGUGACGCAGUCAAUGACCUCGGAACAAUUGCAACCAUGACACUAGUCAUAAAAUAACUCCGGAGUCAAAAGAGGCGGCCUCGUAAGAAGAAAUAUGGCCAACAGCACCGAGUUACCUAUGUCACCCAGCACACACCUGGCCUUUCUCUUCUCACACCUGAACUACAGCCAAGAUGUCAGCAGCCUGGAGUACGCGCUCAUUGGCUCCGCCCUGGCGGCAGUGGCAGCGGUCGGCACGAUCUUCAACGGCAUGGCUAUCACUGUCUUCUUCCGAUACCGGGAACUGAGAUCUCCAACCAACAGUUUUGUUAUAGCCCUCUGUGUCUGUGACUUCUUUAUGAGCGUCAUUGGUGCCCCUAUCCCAACCUACUACGCCUUCAUGAAUACAUCUAUCACAUCCAGCACGUUGUGCUCGCUGGACGCCUUUACAGUGUAUUUCCUGUCUUGUACCUCGAUAUACCUGCUAGCGGCCAUCUCAGUGGACAGAUAUUUCAUCAUAGUGAAACCCGUGUCGUCACUGGUUAUAACACAGAAAAUUGCUACACUGGCCAUAUUCAUCUGUUUCUCAGUCGGACUUUUCUGGGCAUUGAUGCCUCUUGUGGGAUGGAACGGCUACUCCCUUGAAGGAAUAGGUGUUGCGUGUAGUGUCACCUGGAACCGGCCAGACGUCCUGUUUAACAGUUUUAUCAUUGCCUUGUUCUUGGCCUGUUUCUUGAUACCUCUUCUUGUCAUGGCCUUCUGUUAUCUUAGCAUCAUCUUUACGGUCCGGAAAAUUUUCCGAGGUGCCAUUAUGAAAAAUUUGAAAAAGCAUUACACGAUAGAGUGUCAAAUGAUAAAAACUGUCAUUCUCAUGAUUGUCUUGUUUGCAGUGUCCUGGCUGCCAUAUGCCAUAGUUAGCUUCAGUAUGGCAUUUGGCUCUCCAUUCAACAUGACCAGACUUGUAGAAACAGUUCCAGCAUUGAUAGCCAAAAGCUCUUGCAUUUGGAAUCCUAUUGUGUAUGUGUCUAUGAACAGCCACUUCCGGGCGGGUUUUCUCUCCCUUUUGCCGUGUAUGAAGAAGUCAUUUCCGACAGGGGACAGCAGCAAGGAUGACUAUGACUUGGGAGACAAUCAGUGCUCCAAAAACGCAGACCCUAAAGCUGCUGGUGAAUGUUCAUCAUUUAAACCAGAAGAUUUUGGGAACAGGAAACAAGAUCCGACGAAGCUGGGAUUGUCUUCGGCUGUUACUUCGUUGUACUCCGGGAAAGCCAGUUCCACGACCUCUUUCGUUUCCGCGGACUCGGAUAAGUCAUCCUACCAAUCCCCUAGUGAGAAUCCUCUCCUGGGAAAAGCUGUCAGUGAUAACAGUUUUACCAUCAACGCUUUGACUGAGGAUUUAACUAAACAAGCUAUUAGGCGCGCUUCAGAUUCUACAGUGAUUAAGCAAUCUUCUAACAGCCAAUAUCCCAUUGAAGCCCGCCAGGCAAGAUUCAAGAAAAGAAGCCUCCUAGGCAAGCUAAGGACAUCAAAGAUUCGUGUCAGCGAGGCGGAUCAGAAGAACAAGAUCUACCCAGAUGCCGACAGCUCAAGCCAUUCCCUGUCUGCCUCCGAGGCAAUGUUUCAGUCCAGUUCUAACCUAGACUCUGGGAAUUCAUUCUGCAGGUCAAGCUCCAAGGUAGGGAAAGUCACUUGUGAGCAUAAAGAGAUACCCGCAUGUCUCGAUGCUGAGUCCUGGGCUGGACAGAACAAUGAUAUAGUUACGAUUAGAGUGACCAAAUCCUUGUCGCAGUCAAAUGCUGUAUCUCAGCCUUCAGAUAUUCUGCGGCGGAGUUCUGUGCCUGAAAGUAGCACUUAUGUUUUGGAAGGUCGACUUAGUACACAGUGUUAAAUAGUUAUUCAACAUUGUCUGACAGAUCGACCUUUUGAUUUUAUGUCAAAUUCAUUUAAACUUUUUUCCCUUCAACCUACUUCAAAUGUAGGGUCUGAAAUGUAGGUCAUGCACUAAGUCAAAACUUUUGUGUCUAAUGAUCUUUAUUUUAGAGAACAGUCAAUAGUGGACGAGUUGUCUCCCUUGCCGUAGUGUGCCACAGGCAAUUUUGAACAUUCAGGUUUGACUUUUAAAUAUCAAUUUCCACUUUUAUCUUUUAUGUCUAUUAGUUCCAUAUAGUCUUACUUAUUGGACAUAAAGCCUGAGCAGUUCUUGCUAACGGCAAUAGUUGGGAACAGUCGAGUCAAAGAACAUUUUAGAUUUGUUUCUUGCUUUAUCCAAAAUUUUUAGUUCAAUGUUCAUUUUUUAGCGGCCCCCGAAAGGGGAAAAUACGCUAUUAGUUUUGUCAAUCUGUCCGUCCGUCCGUCCCGUUUAGAUCUCAGAGACUAGAAGAGAAAAUGAAAAAAUAACGUUUCAAAAAUAACGAACUACAUUUGUAGCGCGCUGUUUUGGCAUAUCCUCAUUAUAGGGGCCUAACAGUCUAAAUAAGACUAAAUAGA
Molecule: messenger RNA, 2822 nt
Organism: Biomphalaria glabrata
Lineage: Eukaryota; Metazoa; Mollusca; Gastropoda; Planorbidae
Product: parapinopsin-like
Exons: 8
Coding region: 451-2223 (590 amino acids)
Biological process (GO): G protein-coupled receptor signaling pathway
Cellular component (GO): membrane; photoreceptor outer segment
Molecular function (GO): G protein-coupled receptor activity
Source: RefSeq, a predicted model, not a curated record